Messenger RNA from Durusdinium trenchii, 2922 nucleotides. The record is from the annotation of a GenBank genome assembly. NCBI's taxonomy places the organism in Eukaryota, Dinophyceae, Suessiales, Symbiodiniaceae.
AUGCCUGAUGCUGAGGUGGACGAUGACAUGGGGCAGGUGGAGCAUUGCCCGGUGUCGUCCUGCCACGCUAGCCGGGCUGACCUUCAUGCAGGUUGCCAAAGCCUUGGCUCCCUUCGAGUGCAUGUGGAUGCCCAUCUUCUGGGGGCCCUGCCGGGCAUGCCACCCCAGGAGUGGCUGCAGCGUCACAACGUGGCCAUCUGUCCGCACUGUGGCCGGUCUGUCAGUCGUCGCUGCAAUAAUGGUGUGCACCGCGUUUGCAUGGCCCAGCAGCUUCGCCGUGCAGGCCCCGCUGCUGCGCCUUUGGUGCUUGGAGGCAGCCCGGACGUGCCUCGCCUUCUCGGCGAGCUUCCGGACUGGGAUGAAAUCUGCCUUGCGCCGGUGGACACGCGGGACACCUUGGGGGCUGGGAUCUUGCCGAAGGCCAGCAAAGCCUUCCUUCAAUGUGUCGCUGGAGUCCUUCUGCGCCACCGUCCUGAUGCUUGGUCCGUGGUGCGUUCUGGGACCGACACGUUGGCGCAUCAACGGGCCCGCCUGGCUUGGACUGAGCUCUGGAUGUUCCCCAAGGCCUGUCUGGCGGUUCUUCCCGGCGGCGCCGCCAAGCAAAAGAGGAAUGGGAAUAUUUUGGCCAAUCGCCUGGAGCGAUGGCUCGCUGGGGAACGCCGCGCCCUUUGGGAUGAGGCGACUCGGGGGGGCCGGCCUGGACGUCGCCCUCGCCGUGGUGAUGCCGAGGAUGCCGAUGCCGCCGCGCAGCGUCUCCAGGGGCUCCCUGGGCAAGCGGUGCAACGCCUUUGGAGUGAAGGCCUUGCUCCAGACACCGCCCACACUGAGGGCAUUAUGCGCUCCAAGUUCCCUGCUGCGCCCGCUCAGCAGCACGCUUCUCGCCGACUGCCGGCGGCUGAUGCCAAUGAGCUCGGUGAAGAACAGGUGCUCGCUGCGCUUCGCAGCUUUAAGAAAGGGGUGGCUGCCGGACCCAGCGGGCUGCGCCCUGACUUUCUGCGGCAGCUCGCUUGUGAUGGGCCGGAUGCUCGUGCCUUCACGAUUGUGCUGACUGGUCUGGUGAAUUUGUUGGCUGGUGGGGGCGCGCCUGUGGAGCUCCAACCUUACCUUGCCGGUGCCAAAGGCACUGCCUUGAAGAAGACGACUAAGUUUGGCGAGCCGGACGCUCGCCCCAUUUCUUCGGGGGAGGCUCUACGCCGCUUGGUCGGGAAGGCGCUGCUGCGCACUGAGAUGGACACUUUGCGGGAACACUUGCUGCCUUGCCAGCUUGCCGUUGGUGUGCCAGCUGGGGCUGAGGUCAUGCCCCUCCUGGCGAGGCAGUGGUGGCGGCACUAUGAGCAGGACACCUCCCGUAUUCUCCUCACCUACGAUGAAGGCAAUGCUCACAAUGUGGUUGACAGACACGCGUUCCUUACUUGGAUGCGUGAGGUCUGCCCUGGCUUGAGCCGGUGGCUCGAAUAUAUAUACCCCACAGCUCAUCCCACCAAGGUCUUCUACAAUGGGCGCAUCCUGGAUUCUGCUGCUGGCGGGCAGCAGGGCUGCCCGCUGAUGAUGGCUUGCCAUGGUGUGGUGCAGCGGUUGCUGCUCGAAAGUAUCGGGGUCCUGCCAGUGCUUCCAGGAUCGGCGGUUUCGGUGCCCCUCCUGGAUCCACCCGCGCGCCUCGACAUGGCGCCCUGCUAUGCGGAUGAUGGCAUACUUGCUGGGCCCGCUGGGGAAGUUCUUCGCGCCCUGCGGCACAUGCAGCAGGUGAUGCCCUCUUUGGGCCUCACCUUCUCGUCUCUGGAAGUUGCGGCCCCCGCCGGGGCCAACCACACGGUUGACUGGGCCCCCUUCGUGGCUGCCGGAUGUUCCGUCAGCCCUUCCGGUGGGGCCGACAUCCUCAAAUGUCCACUUUGCCGGGGAGGCGUGGCCCACUUCGAUGAUGCUGUGCUUCGCUCCUUCGGCCGCAUUUCUGGCCUGGUUCUCUCUGACCAACAGCGCGCCCAAACCGCACUACCUCUUCGUCAUGGUGGUUGUGGACUUCGCUCUGCUGAAUCUGUGGCUGAUGCGGCCUACAUUGGUUCCCGGGCCCAGACCCACCAGCUGUGCCUUGACAAUUGGCCACUUUUCCAUUGGGAUGUAGCCCAUCCGGGCAGCCCCCUGGAUACUGCAAGUUGCCGGUUGAAUGCACACCUGCAGCGUGGUGGAAUUGCCACCUUGGUCAAUGUUGGGGAGCGUGACCGUGCCCUGACCCAGCGGAAGCUUAGCCGUUUGUGUGAAGCUGCAACCUUGGCCCUCUGGAAACAAGCCGCUCCCCCUGAUGACGUUUGUCGACUUCAUUCCUACUCUGCCCCUUUGGCGGGCCACCUCUUUGAGACAGACUAUUGUGAACGAGCUGGUAUGCGGCCUACAGCUGAGGCCCCUGGGGUCCUUCAGGAUCUUGCCAUCCCUGAAGGCCGUCGCCGGCCUGCUGACCUCCUGGUGUGCCAUGGGGCCGGCCUUGCCGACCGGCUGCCUGAUGGAAGCCAACCACACCAUUUGCCGCAGACAGCCUUGGACAUUGCCGUGAUCAACGCCACUGGGCCGUCCCAUUGGCCAAAGACCUUUGAGUCGCCUGGGGCUGCUUCGAGUGCCUACGCCGCCAGCAAACGUGCUCACCAACAGACAGCAGCCAAGUGUGCCGCGGCAGGCUUCUACCAGCCCCUAGUUUUUGAAGCCCAGGGAGGUCUCUGCAGUGAAACUGGCAGUGUGUUGCAUGCUCUUGCUCGUCGGGUUGGCGCCGCUGAGGAGUGCGACUCCGAGCUGGUGUUCGCCGACAUGGUUCGCAAGAUUGCCAUUGUUCUCUGCCGCGCUGCGGCCGGCUCCCUGCAGCGCCGGCGGCGGACCUGGUUCCGGUCUCCUGGCACACCGGCCUCGGCUGCUGCCGUGGCCGCUGUGGUGAGCUGA